AUGAUCUUCACAGCAGAGCAGGUGGCUUGUGUAUGCGAGGUCCUGCUGCAGAGCGGUUGCAUGGAUCGUCUUGAUGGUUUCCUCCGGACUUUUCCUGCUCCGUCCCUCGCCACCGCCUAUUCCACCUCCUCCUCCUCCUCCUCCCCCUGCCCUGGGGAGCUGGAGAGUGUGCUUAAGGCUAAAGCCGCAGUGGCCUUUCACCAGGGGCGCUUCUCUGAACUCUACACCCUGCUGGAGGGCUUCCCGUUCUCCCCACGCAACCACCCGCUGCUACAGCAGCUCUGGCUCCGAGCCCACUACAUAGAGGCUGAGAGUCAGAGGGGCCAACCCCUGGGAGCUGUUGGGAAGUAUCGCGUAAGACGAAAGUUUCCUCUACCACACACCAUCUGGGACGGAGAGGAGACCAACUACUGCUUCAAGGAAAAAUCACGGAACGUACUCCGGGAUUGGUACCUUCACAAACCGUAUCCCUCGACCCGGGAGAAGCGGGAGCUGGCGGCAGCCACCGGCCUGACACCCACACAGGUCAGCAACUGGUUCAAGAACCGCAGGCAGAGGGACAGGACGACCGACGUUGCCGGUUUCCAAACAGCUGGCUCUGGAGGACCCUCAGGAGAAGUCUACCCCUCCUCUGAUUGUGGCCUUUCACCUCCAGGCAGUCCGCAACCCCUUUACAGCCGCCCUCCGCCUCCACCCCUCUUCCACCUUCCACUUCCUCUACGUCAUAUUGGUGGAGGCCCCAUCUAAGACAGCCUUUCAGAUGUGUCACAUUUCUUACACGGUUGUUUCUUUUUGACAAGUAUAUUUGUAAUACAAUGUUUUGCUCCU
Xiphias gladius (swordfish) is the source of this 828-nucleotide messenger RNA. RefSeq names its product SIX homeobox 9 (gene six9). Gene Ontology annotation, biological process: regulation of transcription by RNA polymerase II. The record is from RefSeq and is a predicted model, not a curated record. Gene Ontology annotation, molecular function: RNA polymerase II cis-regulatory region sequence-specific DNA binding; DNA-binding transcription factor activity, RNA polymerase II-specific. NCBI's taxonomy places the organism in Eukaryota, Metazoa, Chordata, Actinopteri, Istiophoriformes, Xiphiidae. Gene Ontology annotation, cellular component: nucleus; transcription regulator complex.